Coccidioides posadasii C735 delta SOWgp is the source of this 1833-nucleotide messenger RNA. RefSeq lists its product as uncharacterized. Gene Ontology annotation, molecular function: phosphatidylinositol binding. The record is from RefSeq and is a predicted model, not a curated record. Gene Ontology annotation, biological process: regulation of ruffle assembly. NCBI's taxonomy places the organism in Eukaryota, Fungi, Ascomycota, Eurotiomycetes, Onygenales, Onygenaceae. Gene Ontology annotation, cellular component: ruffle membrane.
AUGGCGCCGCCGACGCAACGAAAAUGGGAAAAGGCCAAAGUCUACUCCAAACGAGGAUUCGAUAAGGCAUGGCACACUCUUGACAAACUUGGACGUCCGAUAAACCGCUUGUCGAAUAAACUGGGCGCUGAAGCCUUCUGGCCGACGACUCUAGAUCUAGAGAGCGAGAAGGCGGCGCGGAUCCUGCGAAGUUUCUGCAAAGAUGGUUUCUAUGCGGAAAUAGACAGUGGAAAUGGUACAAAACCCACCGAGGGGAUCCCGCGAGGGAAACAAAGGGUAGUGAAAAGGAUCCCGGCGUCGGUCAUCAAGCAAGCAAAGGGAUUGGCUAUCUUUACAACCAUGAGAACGGGUCUCUGGGUUAGUGGAUCUGGAGGCAGCGGCGUUCUGCUCGGAAGAAUCAAAGAGACGGGAGAAUGGAGUCCCCCGUCCGGAAUUAUGACGCAUACAGCUGGGCUAGGAUUCCUUGCCGGAGUGGAUAUCUACGAUUGCGUAGUGGUAAUAAAUACCUAUGAGGCCCUGGAAGCCUUCAAAGCCGUCCGCUGCACACUCGGUGGCGAAGUGGCUGCCUCAGCUGGUCCGAUUGGCGCAGGUGGUAAUCUGGAGACUGAGGUCCACAAACGACAAGCUCCAGUUUGGACGUAUAUAAAAGGUCGGGGGUUUUAUGCCGGUGUCCAAAUAGAAGGAACCAUUGUGAUUGAGCGAUGUGACGAAAACGAGCGGUUUUACGGCGAGAGAAUAUCCGUCAGCGAUAUAUUGGCAGGCAAAACUAAAAGGCCCCCGUCGUCAAUUAAAACGUUGAUGCAGACACUGAAAGCAGCCCAGGGCGAUGGUGACGUCAAGGAAGAUAUGCUGCCUUCUGGUGACACUCCUGGUGAUAUUGAUUUAACAGGAACGUUCGGUAUCCCAGAUGCCGAUGACCCAGACCCCUAUGGCGUCAAAGCCUUGGAGAGAGAAGGCAUCCUUAUCAGAGAAGCUGGUACUCGUCAAAUCCCGAAAUUGGACGCCUUUGACUACCGGCCAAUUUCUCUCAGCCCGAAAUCUGCGAGAUUCAGCGCUUCAGGUUCAAGAAGAUCCAGCGUCCGCAACAGCCUAGGGAGCUUUGGAAGCGCUGAUCGAGGGACCCAGACCGACGAUUCUUAUUUCGAACAAAGCGGCUACUCCCCUACGAGUACAAGUCCUCCUCGAAGCGUCACAAGCUAUACCUUUCCUCGAGCCGUCAAGGCUGCCGAAGCGGAGGAGCUCGACUAUGAAUCCACACAUUUCAAACACGAAGAUGUCAAGCAUGUUCCGGUACGGCGAGUCAAUUUAUCCGACCACAACGUGCCCAUUGUUAGCGCAUCAGCACCAGCAUCGUUCGCAAAGGCGCGGCUCGUCACCAUACCUAAGCGUGUCCCUCCUAUUCUACCCCCGCGCAACCCUGAACGUGUCGUCUCUCCAGUUUCGAGUCGCUCAGAGAUCGAUGACUCUGCCACGCUGUCAUCCAUUUCUCCGGUCGACGAGGAGACAAGCAUUGCCGAUAUUCAAAACCGAUUAAGGCGGCUUCGGUCCGGCGAAUCUCAAUCACCCGCAGAGGACGACCGUGGUCGGUCAACAGAACGUGAUGAUUUCCAUUCUGCACCUGCGUCGCCGUCCAGGACUGAAGAGCUGGUCCAAGACUCAACGCUAGAAAAGGCGCAUUAAUAAGCGUCGUGUAUUCUAUCUUCUUCACUUUAUAUUUGAAAGAUUUUUAAUGCUCCUUCGAUUCUCGGAUACGCGAUCGCAGCCAUCUUUCGGUCGUCCCAGCGUUUACGGUUAUUUAGGCCAUUUUUGCCUCUUUUUUCUUUCUCAAUGAUU